Molecule: messenger RNA, 979 nt
Organism: Cuscuta campestris
Lineage: Eukaryota; Viridiplantae; Streptophyta; Magnoliopsida; Solanales; Convolvulaceae
Source: the annotation of a GenBank genome assembly
GAAUUUCAUACUAAAAAGUCAAACUGGGCAAUGAAUCCUGGAUAAGCUGGCAUCUCCUCGAAUUCUACAGAUAAUUCUCAGUUCUCUUCCAUCCCGUCCAACCUCGCGCCCCUCAGGUACUUUGAAAAAUGGGAGGAGGAAAUGAUCAUCAACAUGAUGAACGUGAGAAGGGAUUGUUUUCUAAUCAUCAUCAACCACCACCAGCAGGUUAUCCUCCCGAUGCAUAUCCACCAGCAGGUUAUCCUCCCAAUGCAUAUCCACCAGCAGGUUAUCCUCCCAAUGCAUAUCCACCAGCAGGUUAUCCUCCCAAUGUAAAUCCACAAGCAUAUCCUCCUGUUCCUUAUCCUGGUGGUCCCUAUGCUCCGCACCACUCGGGCCAGUCAGGGCAUGGCAUUGGGCCAAUGCUAGCUGGAGGAGCGGCAACUGGGGUACUAGGUGUCGUUGCUGGUUAUGCUGCUGGUCACCUGUCACACGGAGGAGGAGGAGCUGGCGCUAGUCAUCAUCUCAUUCCACCACACGGAUCUGCUCAUUAUGGGCAUGGUCCUUCUUAUGGCGGCCAUGGCAUGUUCAAGCAUGGGAAAGGUCAUAAAGGCAAGUUCAAGCACGGCAAGGGUCAUAAAGGCAAGUUCAAGCAUGGGAAGGGCGGAAAGCACGGCAUGUUCAAGAAAUGGAAAUGAUUUGGCGAGCUUUUCACCCUCUCUAUCUAUCAUCAUGAUAAACAACGCCAAUGUUGCGAUUGAUAAUCACAUGUCAAGGUAAUUUUCCAUGCUGGUAUAUGUAGAUAGAGAUCCUGAUUAUCCUAUAAAAGAUGCUAUGUGGCUUCCUUCCAUUGCCAAUGGAGCUAAAAAGAGUCGUCAUUGACAAUAUUUUAGCUUCGAGUAAAUAAUGUACUAAAAUAAAAAUGGCACAAUAAACUUUGCUUCUUAGUUUCAUGAAGUUUUGGGUUGCAUAUGCAGCAAUUCAUAAGGGUUUAAGGGCU